Andrographis paniculata is the source of this 2081-nucleotide messenger RNA. Its product is annotated as guard cell S-type anion channel SLAC1. Gene Ontology annotation, molecular function: voltage-gated monoatomic anion channel activity. The transcript has 3 exons. Lineage: Eukaryota; Viridiplantae; Streptophyta; Magnoliopsida; Lamiales; Acanthaceae. Gene Ontology annotation, cellular component: membrane. Gene Ontology annotation, biological process: transmembrane transport; stomatal closure; intracellular monoatomic ion homeostasis. The record is from RefSeq and is a predicted model, not a curated record. Bases 150 to 1883 code for a protein of 577 amino acids.
ACGUCCUAACUCCCGUGAUUCUUUCACAAAUCUCUUUUACUUACAGCCACAUCUCCUAAUAAAAUCACGUAUAAAAACUUAAGUCGCAACGCCGUCGAUCUCCGACGCGCUAAACUCUACUCAUCUCUAUUCAACUCAGAACAACAGCCAUGGAAAUGCGGGAGAUCUCGAAAAGACCUUCCACCGCACAUUACGUCGACAUCCACCAAGCGCUCGAAGAGGACGAAGAAGAAGAACAACAACAACAACAGCAGCAAGAAAAGAUCGAAACAAACAAAAACACGAAGAUGGCCGAAAACAAAGAAAAGCGGAGCGCAAACAACAAACCGAUAAAACCUCGCGACUCUAAAAGGCCUAACAACAACCGGAGUUUCAGUCGUCAGGUGUCGCUCGAGACGGGUUUUUCGGCGCUCAAUGGAGAGAAGAGCACCGAGAGGAAAGCGUUGCCGAGGAGCGGGAAGAGUUUCGGCGGGUUCGGGACCAUGCAUCGAUACAACGCGGGAGCGAUGACCGAGAGGAAAGGAGACUUCGAUAUUUUCCGGACGAAAUCGGGGCUCGUCCGGCAGAACUCGAAGUUACCGUCGAGGCGGGAUAGCGGGAUGCUCGAUUUCGAACAAAACAACGCCGACGGGAACGUCGCCGGGGGCGCUCCCAGCGAAGGCGUCAACAAGAGUGUUCCGGCGGGGCGAUACUUCGCCGCUCUUAAAGGACCUGAACUCGACGAAAUCAAGGAAUCAGAGGACAUACUAUUACCAAAGGACGAGAAAUGGCCGUUCCUGCUCAGAUUCCCGAUUGGCUGCUUCGGGAUGUGUCUCGGGCUGAGCAGCCAGGCGAUUCUUUGGCGAGCGCUGGCGACGAGCCCGUCGAUGGAAUUUCUUCACAUAACGCCGUUGAUCAACCUCGUCAUCUGGACGCUCGCCUUAUCGGCAUUGGCGGCGGUGUUCGCUGCAUACACGCUAAAAUGCGUAUUCUACUUCGAGGCCGUGAAGCGCGAGUAUUUUCAUCCCGUUCGGGUGAAUUUCUUCUUUGCGCCGUGGGUGGUCGGGAUGUUCCUAUCCAUAGGCGUGCCGCCGUGCAUGGACUCGGAGAGGAUGCACCCGGCCGUGUGGUGCGUGUUCAUGGCGCCGGUUGUGUUCCUCGAUUUAAAAAUCUACGGGCAGUGGCUUUCGGGGGGGAAGCGGCGGUUGAGCAAGGUGGCGAACCCUUCGUCACAUCUGUCGGUGGUGGGGAACUUCGUGGGCGCGAUCCUGGCGGCGAAGGUGGGGUGGGGGGAAGCGGGGAAGUUCCUGUGGGCGAUCGGGUUCGCGCAUUACCUCGUGGUGUUUGUGACGCUGUACCAGAGGCUGCCGACGAGCGAGGCGCUGCCCAAGGAGCUCCACCCGGUGUACUCCAUGUUCAUCGCUACGCCAGCUGCGGCGAGCAUCGCCUGGGGAGCGGUUUAUGGCGAAUUCGACGGGCUGGCGAGGACGUGCUUCUUCAUCGCUCUGUUCUUGUAUUGCUCACUCGUCGUCCGCAUCAACUUCUUCCGCGGAUUCAAGUUUUCAAUAGCAUGGUGGUCGUACACCUUCCCGAUGACAACAGCUUCUAUAGCGACAAUCAAGUAUGCAGAACAGGUACCUUCUAUAAUAACGAAAGGCCUGGCUUUGUUUCUAUCGUUCAUGUCAUCAACAAUGGUCUCCAUUCUGCUUGUCUCCACGCUCCUCCACGCCUUUGUGUGGAAGACAUUGUUCCCUAAUGACCUCGCCAUCGCCAUAACAGAGCGAAAGCUAGGCAAGGAGAAGAAACCUCUGAAAAAGAUGUAUGACAUAAGGCGCUGGGGAAAACAAAGCAAUGGAAAGCACAAUUCGGUGAGAGAUAAUGAAGCAGAGAAAUACAGGGAGUAAGAAAAACACAGUCAAGCACAUAUUAUAGCUACGAAUAAGAGAUAUUUGUGUGUGUAAUAUAUUUCCAACUGUCAUAGCACCGCCUGUGAGGCUCAUUCAGACGAAAAUUAGUCCUAUUUCAGAAUAUAGCAGCAAUUACUCCUGCAUCAGCAUGUUCUAUAUAUACAUUUUUCUCGCAAAAUUCUUUUCAAGAACCCA